Molecule: messenger RNA, 1899 nt
Organism: Phanerochaete carnosa HHB-10118-sp
Lineage: Eukaryota; Fungi; Basidiomycota; Agaricomycetes; Polyporales; Phanerochaetaceae
Exons: 1
Coding region: 308-1768 (486 amino acids)
Molecular function (GO): protein binding
Source: RefSeq, a predicted model, not a curated record
ACGGCAGUAUGUUUGAUCGGAGAAACCUCGGUGCCAUUGACCAUCUCACGGAGCUGCGCGAACUCUUACCAACCCUUUCCCGAUCUUGUACCACAGCAAGUAUCCACACGAUAUAACCGCACAAGGCUGACCUUGCUAUGUGCGAUAAGUUGGCAACCGUUGUCUAUCAGUGACUACGGCCUCCUUGUCUACUCCUCAAGCUCAAGUCAAGUCCGCUCGGUACGGCCUAGUUGCGCGGAGACGCUCCAUUCUUGAACUGAUCUCAAGCUUUUCCAGGCUCAAGAUGCCUUCUGUUCCUGUUGCAACCAUGGGCAGGAAGCUGACGAUCGUAAGCCGUGGGCGCAUGCAGCUGGCGAGGUUUCUGGGCCCUUCCUCUCCUACCGGCACUGCAGCUGCUAGCAAUGUCGUCUCCCUCGUAGCUUGCAGCGUCCAUCUCGAACAAGUCGUCACACCUGUGUGUUCGUCUUGCACGACCCCCACAUUGCCCCAGGAGCUUUGGGACAUGGUCAUCGACUAUCUGCAUGACGAUCGCAUCACGCUACUCACAUGUUCCAUUGUGUGCAGAUCGUGGCUUCCCUCCAGUCUGCUCCAUCUAGACGGCCACAUUCGUGUACAAAUUCCGUUUAUGGAGCCCGUCACAGACGGCCCGUACAACCUGAAGCAGUGCGACACAGACAUCCUUGCCCGAGUCUCUCGUCCGCAACACGUCAGCUCACUAACAAUCAAAUGGAACACCUCGAAGCGAGAUCCUCCUCGUCCGCGUCUGCAUCCGCAUUAUUCCAUCAUCCUACACAACAACCUAUCUCUGGCCAUACAAGCCAUGCCGAAUCUUGUCAGCCUAACGAUGAUCGGUCUACGAAUACGGUAUCCCAGGCAUCCCCCUGAGUCCAAGGACGUCGUUCACUUCUUCCAAGCGGCCUUACAGCUCCCACGCUUACGCGAAAUCACUAUGGUCGGAGCAACCCUGGCAGAAUACCCUGAUGUGCCUCAUUUGUCUCCAGACGUCGAAGUCGCCCCUUCGCUGGAGAAAGUGAGCAUCAGAGAGAGCGCUAUGAAUGGAAUCACCCUCGCGUGGCUAUAUUCACUCUUACUGCAAACAAAGGAUCCUCGCCGUUCCUCUACCUCUCUUCGUCAUCUUGAUAUCCCCUCCUCUUUCCUUAGCUUUUCUAUGCAGGGUCACUUUUCUUGGUACACCUCGCUUCUUUUGUCCCUGGGACACGGACUGCAUCAUCUCGGCCUUCAAUUUGGUCCUGUUCAUGGAGCCAACGGUCAGACAGAGAGCAUAUUGACUCACCCAGGUGUGUUACGGUACUUGUUCCGACACGGAAGGCUAGCUAAAGCUUGUCCAGAUUAUUCUGCAUUCCUCGGGGCGCUCUCUCGUUGCGUCAACGUGCGCUUUUUGGACCUGUUCCUGCACGGUCCAGACCAAGCUGCCGUCGCAAAGGCCGUAUUCGAAUACCUGACCACGCUGCCUAACACCCCGCCAAUCACUGAAGUCGGCAUCGCGCUGAGAAUGCCCUGCGUGGACACAAAAGAUCGCCGCAGAGCCCUCAGCAGAGCCACUGCUGCCUUGCGUGCCCUGGACUCACUGCUCUGUGGCUUGGGCCAAGUACGUUGUGUCACAAUUAGGCCGACGCUGACAGGCGGUGGUAUGUAUACUACCGGCGAGUCGAAUUCGUCGGAAGCACGUAGAGCAUGCGAAGGGGCUGGGUUAUUGUGGAAGCAUCUGCCGAAGUUGCGGAAGCGUGGGAUCCUUCGAAUGGAGUGAUGGAAUCUUGGACGUCAGAGACUUCCUACGUGGGGACAGGCCGUAUAAAAUUGCAUUGUACUCUAGUCGACUGCUGGAUUGUAUCAGAUUCUUCACGAAUUGCACAUGUUUCCCGCUAGGCAUUGAAUGUU